AUGUAUUUGUGUUUACAGUAUGGAUUUAUAAACACAUGCCUGAAGUCUUUGGUGGUUGAGAAGUAUGGUGAAGAAACAUGGGAAAAAUUAAGACUGCAGGCUGGAGUCCAGGAUUCUUUCUUGACUUUUGAGGUUUACAAAGAUGAGAUCACAAUGCAGCUUGUCGACAAAGCCUGCAAAGUAUUAGGUGUUCCUGCUGACUUGGUUCUGAGAGAGUUUGGAAAGUAUUUCUUUGAAUUCUGUAAGCGCUCAGGCUAUGACCACAUGCUGAGGACACUGGGUGGAAAUCUCUAUGAGUUCAUAGAGAACCUGGAUGCAUUGCACAGCUACCUGUCCCUUUCUUACCAGGAAAUGAAUGCACCAUCUUUUAGAGUAGAAAAGAAUGAAGAUGGGUCAAUGCAUUUACACUACUAUUCAGACAGAAGAGGUCUGUGCCAUAUUGUACCAGGAAUCAUUGGUGCAGCAGCCCUGGAUUUUUUUAACAUUGAGAUUUCAAUGAAAAUAGUCAAUCAAACAGAAGAAGAGGAAAGAACUGGGAAAAAAGAACAUAUUGUUUUUCUUGUCACUCAAAACCCUGUAUUUCCAUGCAAGGAAAGAAAUGAAAUUUCUUCCUCACCUCGAUGUCUUGUUGACUCUGAAAAACAAAGUGAGAGCCAACUGAAUAAAGAGGACCUUGAAAAAGCCAAGAAUACAGUGGGAGACAGAGGAAACUCUGUCUGUCCUGUUAAGAAAAGUCACUGGAAAACAUUAAGAGGAAUAAUUGCAUUAGGAAAAGGUAAGCUCCUGAGAGGAUUUGAUCCUGUUUAUCCCAAGAGCCUCUGGAUUGACACAAAAACAUUUUGCAAUGGACUUCCUUUCCAUAUGGUUUUUGAUAAAGAGCUCAGAGUGAAGCAAGCUGGGGUGAGCAUUCAAAAGAUUGUACCUGGCGUUCAGACCAUGGGCAUCUCCUUGGAUCAGUACUUCAGGAUCGUUCACCCAGAAGUACCCUUCACCAUCUCCAGCAUUCAGAAAUUCAUCAACAGCCAAUUUGUUUUCCAGACUAGAAGAGAGAUGAUGCCAGAGUCAUGGAAACAACGGCCAAUGCUAGAGCUGAGAGGGCAGAUGAUGUGGAUGGAGUCCCUGCAGUGCAUGCUCUAUCUCUGCUCGCCUUUGCUUCGCACUUUGCACGAGCUGGAGGAGCGACAGAUGCACAUUGCAGACAUUGCGCCUCACGAUGUGACCAGGGAUUUGAUUCUUCUCAAUCAGCAGCGGCUGGCAGAGAUGGAGCUCUCUAACCAGCUGGAGAGGAAGAAGGAGGAACUGCGGAUACUGUCAAAGCACCUGGAGGAAGAGAAGAAGAAGACUGAAGCUCUGCUCUAUGCUAUGCUUCCCCAGCACGUGGCCAACCAGCUGAAAGAGGGGAAGAGAGUUGAGGCAGGAGAGUUCCAGGAGUGCACUAUAUUGUUCAGUGAUGUUGUGACCUUUACCAACAUCUGUGCCCAAUGUGAGCCUAUUCAGAUAGUUCUCAUGUUAAAUUCAAUGUACCUGCGAUUUGACAGGCUGACCACGGUGCAUGACGUGUACAAGGUGGAGACAAUUGGAGAUGCCUAUAUGGUGGUAGGUGGGGUCCCUGUGCCUGUUCCCACUCACGCUGAGCGAGUUGCUAAUUUUGCCUUGGGGAUGAUAAUUGCAGCUAAAGGAGUACAGAACCCAGUUUCUGGAAAUCCUAUCCAAAUUCGAGUUGGGAUCCAUACAGGUCCUGUCUUGGCUGGAGUUGUUGGAGAAAAGAUGCCUCGUUACUGCUUGUUUGGAGACACAGUGAAUAUUGCUUCCCGGAUGGAGAGCCACGGUGUGCCCAGUAAAAUACAUCUGAGCUCCAGUGCCUAUCAGUGCCUAAAAUACAAGAAUUUCGAGAUUACUGAGAGAGGAGAAAUAGAAGUAAAAGGCAAAGGGAAAAUGCAUACAUACUUCCUCAUUAGAAAUAAAACUGCAACUGAGAAUGAGAUUAUGGGAAGGCCAAUGAAAGACUUAGAUUCUGGCCAUGAAUCUGUUCAAUCUUUUCCAGAAGGCAGGACUGAAACAAUACCAAGUUCUCAUCAGCCAGUUACUCAGACUCAGCCAGAGAAGGACCAGACCCCAGCUAUUGCAAUGAAGUAUGUUGAUGGCCCCACAGAUGCCCAAAACAGCCUCCAAAGAAGAAAUCAAAGGAAAAUUGCAGAUUUAACAGGCAAAACUUGUGAUUCCAAAAGCGAUGGGAGUCUCCAUGGCAACCAGCAUGCAGAUGAUGGUCCCCGUCCUCUAAACCAGGGAAGAGUCAAACCUGCUGCUGAAGAGCCACAGAACAGAAAUGUUCGCUCUAAUUUUUGCACUUUACUCUAAGUUUUUUAGUUUUACAUUAAACAGAAAAAAAUUAUUAUGAUUUUCUGCAUUUUGCUGUUGUGGGACUGUUUUUUUUAUAUCAAGCACCACG
Manacus vitellinus (golden-collared manakin) is the source of this 2449-nucleotide messenger RNA. Its product is annotated as guanylate cyclase soluble subunit beta-2-like. The record is from RefSeq and is a predicted model, not a curated record. Gene Ontology annotation, cellular component: guanylate cyclase complex, soluble. The coding region runs from base 1 to 2358 and encodes 785 amino acids. Gene Ontology annotation, biological process: response to oxygen levels; cGMP biosynthetic process. Lineage: Eukaryota; Metazoa; Chordata; Aves; Passeriformes; Pipridae. The transcript has 15 exons. Gene Ontology annotation, molecular function: guanylate cyclase activity; heme binding.